Messenger RNA from Paramuricea clavata, 3852 nucleotides. The record is from the annotation of a GenBank genome assembly. NCBI's taxonomy places the organism in Eukaryota, Metazoa, Cnidaria, Anthozoa, Malacalcyonacea, Plexauridae.
AUGGCGAAUUUUGGUCAAAUUCUCUCUAUUUAUCUGUUACUGCGGUACGCACGUACAUGUAGUUCUCAGCAAUCAAGUGCUUGGUUCAAAUUGACGGUGUCAGGUAUGUAUAGCGUGUAUCAAAAACAAGUGAUUCGAGUGUCGAGUUUGUAAAUUUUUUUUAUCAAAGAUAGCCAAUAAGAUAAAGUAUUUAGCUGUACAUGUCAAAUGAUAACAAAGUGACACUCAAAAUAUCAACGAAAAUUGCAUAUGAUUCAUUUUGGCUGUUGUUGGCGCUCGGUUUCCAAUGGUCUUGGUCAAUCAACAAGUUACGAAAUACAGAAAUUUUAGAACCGACAGGCGUUCCUUUGGAAGUCUGGGACUGCACGCAGGCUAAGAACCGACCGGUAUGGGUCAUUAUGAGGGGUAUACUAUAGUUAGAUACCAGUGCGGAUAUACUUCUUGAUAUGAAUGCGCUGGCAUAAUGCCUACUUGGUCGUAAAAAGUUCAAUGAUGCCUUUAAGACACUGAAUUCAGGCAAAUAUACCUUCAUGUCUGCAAGAGUUCUUUUCUUUUCGUACAAUAUAAGGAACUGUGAAUUGAAAAAAAAAAUUACCUAAGCCAAGCUAUUGCAGAACAGUGCUCUUCAAGAUAUAUAGGAAAGCGCUUACAGUUUUCAUUAUCACAUUUUAGUAAAGUUAUUGAUGAGCAUUAUAAGACUGAAUUUGAUCUGACGCCAGUCGUCUUGUAAACCAGUUGUAUAGAUCUUUUCAUGAACUUCUAUUUAAUUAUUUUUUAUUCCUAGAUUAUUGAUAUCAUAUAUGCACGUAUACUGAAGAUUUUACCAUGCAUGUUUAAAUAAAAUUGGACUGUAUAUACUGUGUUGAACAAAAGCAGAAAUUUCCAGGUGUUUCCCCUUCCCUGGCAGGGUUUAUGUGUCCUUUCUGCUAAUUUUUAAGUGAAAUGAGAACUUAUUAAAUUGACUAUUGGCCACAUGCAUAUGUUCUGGAGAAGAUAACCAUGCGUGCCUAUAUAUACUAGGAAUUCUCAUUAAAAAAUCCCUUUUUUAGUACAUCAGUCGAUCUAAUAUUAAUUAUAAUAAUUGAUUAUAUUAUUAUAAUUAAUAUUAUUAAUUAUAAUAAUUGAAACUUCUGUUAAUUAAAGCUAGCAUGAACAUAAAUACAAAAUAUAAGGCAGGUUUUUUUAACACUCUGUAUAUAUAAUAUAGAUUCUUUCUCCUCAAGAAAUUCAAUACAAAGAGCGCGUAUAGUAUAUACAGGGUGUAUCAAAAAAAACUGAACAGAUUUGAAAUUGCUGUCAAUUUCGCAAAACACCUAUUUGUAUCCGGUUUUUUAUAUAUAUAGCUUCUUUGGGUACUUAUAAUGUAGAAUAAUGAAAAAAAAUUCUCAAAUUCAAAUUUUGUGAACCAGGGGGGGGAUGUCUUUUCCAACAAACUAAAACUGGCUCGCGCACAAAAUUUAAAAGUUUUAGUCAUAGUUUGAGUUAAUAGAUGGAAACUUUGUUGGGUUUUUAAUUACUGUACAAAAUUUCAGACGAUUUGGGUUAGUUUAAGCCCUUUAACUAUUCAUUUUAUUCUAAAAAAUCAGCCUUUCCCAUGCUUAAUUAAUGCAUUUACCUAAUUUGCAUAUUGCUAACAUAUGCAAAUUAGGCAAACGCAUAAUUAAGCAUGCAAAUAACUGAUUUUUAGGAAAAAUGUAACUUUGCGUGAAUAGUUAAAGGGCUUAAACUAAACCAAAUUGUCUGAAAUUUUGCACAGUAAUUACAAAUCCGACAAAUUUUCCAUCUAUUAACUCAAAAUAUGAUUACAACUUUUAAAUUUUGUGCGCGAGCCAUUUUUAGUUUGUUGGAAAAGACACACCCCCCUGGUUCGCAAAAUUUGAGUUCAAGAAAUUUUUUUCAUUAUUCUACAUUAUAAGUACCCAAAGAAGCUAUAUAUAUAAAAAACUGAUACAAAUAGGUGUUUUGCGAAAUUGAGAGCAAUUUCAAAUCUGUUCAGUUUUUUUUGAUACACCCUGUAUAUAUACAGUAUUUGAUAUUUUCAUUGAAUUCUGGCAGGUCAUCGCUUAACUGGUCAUGUAAUCAAUGAACUUAAUACUUAUCUCGUGGAAUGCUGUCUAUACUGUCUCAGAAAGUCUUCUGACUGUAAAUCAAGCAACUUCAAAACAACAAAACAUCAACCUCAUUCAAAAAGCUGUCAACCCAUCAACGCUAUGAAAACAACUCAUCCUCAGAAUUUACUGGCUGAUAAAAACUACGAUAAUUAUGAACUUCUUGCUCUGAAAAAGGUAUUCUGUAUAGAUUUCCCGUGAACAUUGAGAAAUACUGUAUUACCAUUAGACUAUAAAAAUUAAACCAGAAUUUGUAACUAUAAGAUCGUUAUUCUAAUCUGAUAUAAUAUAAAAUAUCUCAAAAACUAAUUAAAUUCGUUUUUUAUUUGCAGAAAAUAGAAAAACAAACACCGGUAAAAUAUGGUAAGAUGACUUGAACCAAAUUUUUGUUAACAAACAUGUGCAGCUCGAGUAGUCGUGUGAGGCCAGGUUAAGGUUUGGUUGACGUUAGACUGAGGAUAUGUUGGAGUUAAACGGAGGUUAGGUGGAGGUUAGGUUGAGUUCAGUAAAGAUUUGUUAAUUUACUUUUUCUUUCAGCGAAAAGUUGUGAUGACCUGUACAAAUCAGGCAAGACAACCAUCGGGGUGUAUACAAUCGACCCGGAUGGCUUGGGAGCUUUUUCUGUUCGUUGUGAUAUGGAAAGCACUCCAGGGAGGGGCUGGACUAUAUUCCAAAGAUGUGUAGAUGGCUCUGAGGACUUUUACAGAAACUGGACUGACUGCAAAACUGGAUUUGGCAAUUUGUCUGGUGAAUUUUGGCUCGGUUUGGACAAGAUUCAUCGUCUCUCAGUCGCUGUCCAGAAUGUACUGAGAGUUGAUCUCGAACGUUUUGAGAACGAGACAGCUUAUGCAGUCUAUGAAUCAUUUUCUGUUGGAAACGAAAGCGAAGCUUACAUUUUGAAUGUUGCUAACUACUCAGGUAAUGAUAAAUAUUAAAUUAUAAAUUCUUUCGAUGCUUAUAAUGUGAAAUAUAUGUAAAUCUCAAACUUGUUCAUCAUUCAUGAGCAAAAUACAAAGGAAGCUAAUACCAUAUCGUUGAAUUUAUCUUUUAAUACAAUUCCGUUAAUAUAAGGAAUAACGUAACAAAGUCAAGGUUAAAAUGCUGAACACAUUUUACUUCAUUUUACUACUUCAUUUUGAUCUGAUGCCGAUUGGGGCUUUGGGAUUCUUGGUUUGUAUAUUUUACGUCUUUAUUGACGUAAAAUAUAUAUCUAUAUAUUUGUUUUAUAAAUCUCAACGAAUUAAUUGCAAACCACAGAAUCGUAUGUUUUAUGUGAUAUUAAAUAGCAAAAUUUUAGUUUUAAAGGUAAGAGCAGGAAAUAUUAAAACGCACCUGCAUGGGCUCUGUGAGGUAUAUUUGAUGACUUGAUUGCCUGAAAUAUUCAUGAAUUAUUAAUAAUUUGUGAAUUUUUGUCAAAUGUUCACUUCACAGGUACGGCAGGAGAUUCUUAAACAGGCGAUCACAAUGGAAUGAAAUUCACCACUCGAGACGUAGACAAUGAUCUGUCGUCGUCUGCAAACUGUGCUCAGUACCGGAAUGGUGCCUGGUGGUUUAGAAUAUGUAUUGAUUCACACUUGAAUGGCGAAUAUCUGGGAGAAUCUCACGGCAAGUAUGGUGAAGGUUGUAACUGGUAUUCGUUUAAAGGAACUUAUUAUUCUUUAAAGGCCAAUGAAUUGAAAGUAGGACGUGAUAAUGUUUGAAACGUUCGUUUUAUUAUAGAACGUUUUGAAGACUUCGCAAAAUU